UCGUCAUGGCAUAUAUAUAACGUGAAAAAAGACCUUACUUUAUGCCAAAAAUCUCACCAGUCAGUUAGGCCCAUGAAAUGAAACCCCUUUUCCCAUUUUGGAGUGCCUCCUUUUCUUCUCUUAUAUAUAAAGCCAAGUUUCCUUCUAACACUCUCCACUCUCGCGCAUCACAUAGCCACCAAUCAAAGGCAUCUAAGUUAUGGCUCUCCAAGCCUUUUCGGUCCUAGUAACCAUGAUCAUGGCUAUAGCCCAUCGUGCAUAUGGCUCCGGCCGUGGUUCUACGGGCCUAGUCAGUGGUUUCAUAGAUCCACCAAUAGUUGGUAUAUGCUCUACUUCGGUGAUAAUUCAUGGGUACAAAUGCCAGGAGAUUGAUGUCAAAACUCAAGAUGGAUUUAUACUUAACAUGCAGCGAAUACCAGAAGGCCGUGCUGGUGGUGGUGACACCAAGAGACAGCCAGUCUUGAUACAGCAUGGUGUCCUUGUAGAUGGAAUGACAUGGCUUCUGAACCCACCGGAACAAAAUUUGCCAUUGAUUUUAGCUGAUAAAGGAUUUGAUGUAUGGAUUGCUAAUGCUAGAGGCACCCGAUAUAGCUGUCGACAUACCUCCCUUCAACCAUAUGAACCGGGUUUCUGGAAUUGGUCAUGGGAUGAAUUGGUGGUCUUUGAUCUUCCAGCUGUUUUUGACUAUGUGUACAGCCAAACUGGGCAGAAGGCACAUUACGUGGGUCAUUCCCUGGGAACCUUGACAGCUUUAGCAUCCUUCUCAGAAGGUUUACUAGUUGACAAACUGAAAUCAGCAGUGUUGUUGAGCCCUAUUGCUUACUUGGGCCAUAUGAACUCUGCACUUGAUGUUGCUGCUGCUAAAGCCUUUGUUGAGAUCACUACCCUAUUCGGUAUGGCUGAGUUCAAUCCUAAAGGGGAGCCGGUGGCGAACUUUCUCAGAGCUCUUUGUGGUUAUCCAGGAGUUGAUUGCUAUGAUCUAUUGACCUCAAUUAGUGGCAAGAACUGUUGCCUUAAUGCUUCCACGGUUGAUCUCUUCUUGAAGAACGAGCCUCAAUCCACUUCGACCAAGAACAUGGUGCACCUGGCUCAAACUGUUCGUGAUGGCGUUCUAGCAAAAUACAACUAUGGAAAUCCUGAUUUCAAUAUGAUGCACUACGGAGAAGCCAAACCACCGAUUUAUAACCUCUCCAACAUCCCCCAUGACCUACCUCUCUUCAUCAGCUACGGAGGGCAAGAUGCACUAUCCGAUGUUCGCGACGUUGAGCUCUUACUUGACAGCCUUAAGUUCCACGAUGUCGACAAACUUACAAUUCAAUACAUCAAGGAUUACGCUCAUGCCGAUUUCAUCAUGGGAGUAACUGCCAAGGACAUUGUGUAUAAUCAAGUUGUUUCAUUUUUCAACCAUCAACACUAAUUAUUUUUCAAAGAGGUCCUUAUAAUCUUAUAUUAAUUACUUGGUGAUAAAUCUUACCAUAAUCCUAAAGUAGUAAUUAUCUGCAGGGUGUCAUGUUAUAAAUAUAUGCACACGAGCCAUUAGGGCAAUGAGCAAUGUAAGCUGUCUGUUCAAUGAAACUGAUUAAACCGAAAACUUGAUUUGAUUAUAUGAUACAUAGUUUUUAAUCA
Populus euphratica (Euphrates poplar) is the source of this 1626-nucleotide messenger RNA. It is a transcript of the gene MPL1, whose product is annotated as Myzus persicae-induced lipase 1. The transcript is spliced from 9 exons. NCBI's taxonomy places the organism in Eukaryota, Viridiplantae, Streptophyta, Magnoliopsida, Malpighiales, Salicaceae. Gene Ontology annotation, molecular function: hydrolase activity, acting on ester bonds. Bases 200 to 1417 code for a protein of 405 amino acids. The record is from RefSeq and is a predicted model, not a curated record. Gene Ontology annotation, biological process: lipid metabolic process.